Messenger RNA from Babesia bigemina, 699 nucleotides. RefSeq lists its product as hypothetical. The transcript has a single exon. Lineage: Eukaryota; Apicomplexa; Aconoidasida; Piroplasmida; Babesiidae. The record is from RefSeq and is a predicted model, not a curated record. The coding region runs from base 1 to 699 and encodes 232 amino acids.
AUGCGUGUCUUAUGCCGUGUAUUUGCCUAUGUGAAUAACGAGUUGCAGCCAACACAUUCGUCCUUCCUUAUAUUCUUAACAAUCGUACUCUCAUACGCGUGUGAAUAUGAUACUCGUGAGAGUGUAAUUUGUGCAUUUCACCGGUUAUGUGAUCUAGUUGGCGUGUGUAGGCACCGUGAUCCUGCAUACUCGCGUCGCGCAGACAUGGCCGGAAAUACGCCGCAAUAUCUAAGCAAUAUUCUCCAUAGGUACACUAUUAUUGCGCUGCCAUUAAUGCGGUUGCCGGCGGCUGUGCGGCAACUGCGGCUUCACGUUUCUCCAUCGCAGCUUGUACACGAUAAGCAGCUUCGCUGGGCGGCAGCGCUGAUUUUUACAAUGUCAUGGGCAACCCGGGUUGCCCCGGUCACCUGCGCUGCCUUGCGUCAGCUCCCUGAGCUCUGGACCGGCGCCUUGGCGCCGAUAUCGUCGUAUCCAUCGCAGUUUAUCGCAAUACACGCGCCUCUUGCAAAGCAAGUGCAGCUUGCACAUGGAGGUGAUUCGUUACCAACUAUUGGCUCGCCUUCUUGCUACCUGCCACUAGGGGUGUGUACUCCGCUUCUGACAAGGACCUGGGACACGAACAUGCGGCGGCGGACCUACCGCAGCCGCAAGCGGAAGCGCUUCAUCCGCGUCGGGGAGCGCAUUCUACGCAUAAGUUAA